This is a messenger RNA of Aspergillus fijiensis CBS 313.89, 1175 nucleotides long. RefSeq lists its product as uncharacterized. The transcript has 2 exons. The record is from RefSeq and is a predicted model, not a curated record. NCBI's taxonomy places the organism in Eukaryota, Fungi, Ascomycota, Eurotiomycetes, Eurotiales, Aspergillaceae. The coding region runs from base 257 to 823 and encodes 188 amino acids.
GCUGUCGCGAGCCCUCGACUGUUGCAGUUUAAUCCAAUACCCUUGGCAGCAAUUAUUGGUCAUCGCUCUUGUAAGCAGAUUCUAUUGAGCCACACAUACGCCAUGUAGCGCCCAUGAAAACUGCCUCUGGCGCUUACUGAUGCAAAGCGUUCCGGAUGUAAGGACUACUACCAACUAUGAUGCAGCUAUUGAUAGAACUCCAGAAGGCAGCGCCUGUCGUUGGGGUGAGUACGGCAAUUUAGCUAUAAUAGACGCCAUGGCCACUCGACCUCGUCUUCUUGCCAGGUGGGAUCUGAACUUCGUACUCUUUUGUCGCUCCACCACCCUCUUUCAAAUCAUGUCCCUCGCAGAUCUUCAACCCAACAGGCUGUACAUUCUCCUUUUCAUCAGGCAUCAUCCCCCCAUUCCGAAUGACUUUCACUGGGGACUUUAUUUCCAUCGGGACAGCCGCAGGGGCGGCACGAAGUAUCAUAUCAAGCAACAAGGAAGUGGCUGGAUUUUCGCCCACGGACCUACUUCUGGGGUGUUCAAAUCUUUUCUUUUGGUGGGACUCUUUGGAAUUGCUGAUGUGCCCGGUGGUUGGGAGGAUGCCCUGGAUCAAACCAUCCGGACAUACGAUCAUCAGUUGAACCAGCCAGCCACCACCUGCCGUGUCUGGCUUUUCCGGGUGCUGGCUCUUUUGCAGAAUGCCCAUGUCCUGAAGUGCACGAGCCUUCAGGAAUUGGAGGCUGAAGCCAAGAGCUGGGGGAAUGCACAUGCGAGCGAUGCUGCCGACAAUCUUCAGCCGAGGCCGUUCGCCAAUUCAUCCCUGUGCGGACUGUGAGCAACCUCCUCCACCCCCAUUCCACUUGGAAAGCUUGGAUAGCGCCCAGCCACAGAUGUUGUCCGAUUUGCAACAGAUCCUAGGCGUCGUCGCAAGUUUCGUUUAUGCAUUAUAAUUUACCGGGAGGGAGAGUUGAUGGUGAUAUACUUGUCUCUGGCCUCUGAGAGAUGACAUGAGAUCUCAAUGUAUCCGUAGAGUAUGAUGAAGCUAGUCCCCAAUGAUCGCCCGCCAAGACUCUUUGGAGAAUUCCGACCAGACACCACACAUCCAUGUGCCUGACACCAGGUUGAUAAUCUCAACGGGAUUGUCGGACAGCAUCACCAAUAAUAUGAAGCGCUUGUUAGAGAGUUCA